GCGGACGAGUUUUUCUUUCGUGAUGGUCGUUCAGCCGCCUUCUUCCCGAUCUAUUCCAACUUUCACCUCGUUUACAAAGAGGAGGCAGCAUGUGCAGUCACCAUGCGCGCGGCGCUACUUGGUGCUGAUUCUGAAGACACAGAAGCCGCAAAUGAACAAACCGAACAGCUUCCAGUCACCGUGAUGGACAAGUUUUGCGCUGUUGAUGAUUUCGGUGAUCAUGCCAAACGUCAUCAUACGGACAGCUAG
Messenger RNA from Dibothriocephalus latus, 249 nucleotides. NCBI's taxonomy places the organism in Eukaryota, Metazoa, Platyhelminthes, Cestoda, Diphyllobothriidea, Diphyllobothriidae. The record is from the annotation of a GenBank genome assembly.